Messenger RNA from Portunus trituberculatus (swimming crab), 5021 nucleotides. RefSeq lists its product as uncharacterized. The record is from RefSeq and is a predicted model, not a curated record. The coding region runs from base 162 to 1910 and encodes 582 amino acids. NCBI's taxonomy places the organism in Eukaryota, Metazoa, Arthropoda, Malacostraca, Decapoda, Portunidae. The transcript has 12 exons.
UUAUACUCGAACGUACAAUGUUUACAAUUACAUGCGGAAAGCCGAACAGCGCAUUGCCCGGAGCUAGGAGUGGUGCUCGCAGUGGCUGACGGUUACCAUCCAAUUGACCCUCCUGCCCUUGAAUGGUGGUGUCUCUACUGCCUCUAGUUGGCUGAGGAAACAUGCCUGGAGCAAUGGACAAGCCCCGCCUGAGGACCUUCAGCAGCAGCAGCACUGGUGGUGGAGGAGGGCCGGCUGGAGGUGGAGGGGAAGUACAGUAUUCGCAGAUUGGUGGCUCGGACUCAGACGACUCCCGGUCCAGCAUCUCUCGGUCUGAGGACACUGACGGAGUGCCAGGCAUCACCUACACCUCUGAUGACUCAGCGGAAGUGGUGCCGUCUGACAGUGGUGUGGACAGUGGCAGUUGUGGCAUUGACUCAGACACUAUUGGGUACAUCGGAGGCAGUGUUCAAAUUCAAGAUGAUGAGGUGUCACAGAGGUUGUUGCUUGAUUCAGAGUGCCCCAGCCCACAGCCAUCACCCCAGCCUGCCCCCUGCUUCACCCUCACUCAUCCUCUUGCCACCAUGGCCUUCACCUCAGGGUCAGACUGUAACCUGGAGCUGGCCAGUGAUCCUCACCUGGGACUCCCUGAGGACAGUCAGCACCAUGGGUAUGCUGGUCUAACUCAUCUAGGACCUCACCCAGAAAGCUGUGGGUUUGAGCGCAGCAGCAGCGUGUCCUCUGCCUCAUCUGGCUCUUCUCCUGGCGUACAGCAGCCCCUCCUGCCAGAGUACCAGGCACUGGCCCCAGAGUUCCCCCUGCACCACCACCACCACCACCACCACCAUCACCACCACUUCACCGGUCUGGAAUACGAACCUCUGGAAGACCAGCAUGACUCCCUCACUGCCGACACCGCUGCUGCUGCUGCUGCUGGGAAGAAGAUGCACGAUCCACUAGACAUAUUAGUGGAUGUGAAGGACAUCCCAAGUACAAUUCAGCCGUUCCUGAACCGGUGUAUGGUCGGUGGAGGCGUUCACAUCUCAUCUCAGUACAAGGAUGCUUUCUACGUGAGCUGGAACUGGCCCCGCAUCCGCCAGACAUGUGUGCUGCUCAACAUGUCGGUGCUGCUGUCCCUGCUGUGCGUUGGACUGGGGCUCCUGGUGCAGAUGCCGCGAGGGGGGGAGUGUGACCCAGACCAUGCCUGGUGGCAGGGCUCUGUCAUGUAUGAAGUGUUUGUGCCAAGCUUCCACGACUCUGAUGGGGAUGGAGUGGGGGACUUGACGGGCCUCACUGCCAAGCUGGAUUACUUACAGGUAUGUCAGCAGGGACAGAGGCAAAUUGCUGUCAGGAUGGACUUCAUGUCUGCUUAUGUGCAGAGAUUUUUACUCAUCAUCUUGCAGUGGCUUCUCAUGAGGAAGAAGAUGGUUCUAACGCCUCAAAUGUACUUUUCUCUUCAGGAUGGUAAUGAUUGGUCUUCAAUCAUGACAUGGAACACAGAGGCCCAUGCAGGAUUCAGUUCUGUUGAGCCUUGGAAGCCUCUGAACACUGGCUGGGAAGCUGCUAAUGUUGAAAGCCAGAACUACACCAUUGCAGCAUUGUCCACAAUGAUUGCAGCUCGGCAGAAGAAGGUCCCCAUCUAUGUGAAUGGUAUCUUUGACUACGAGGGAGACUACCAUCCAACUAAAACAUCAAAUUACAGGGUGCGGCAUGCUGCGGAGGACCUGCUCAUCAUGGACCGCUUCUACCCCCGCCGGAACCAGUACGCUCUGGUGGCGAACCUUGGCAGCGAGGUGAUUAACAAAGACCUUUCGCACUUUUACUUUGGUGGCUCAGUCUUGGCCUCCUCUCAUGGACAGACGGGAUUUGUCACCUUCCGAAAUAUUCGGCUCCAGCCAGGCGAGGCUCUGGCUUGUACAUUAGACUUGUAAUUAGAGCCUAAAUUAGUGGUGUUUCAAAUUUUAUAACAAAUUUUGAAAUGCAUAACAAUCCUAGUUAUGAAAUUGUGGAUUAAUUAUAAUUUGGUAGUUUGGGAUGGAAAGCCAUUUGCUGCCUCUUUCAGUGUGUGUGUGUGUGUGUGUGUUUUAAGUGUGUUGUGUGACAGGAUAGUUUGGUGUGUGGCAGUUGAAGUGAUGUAUUGGGAAGGGAACUUGAGGUGGCAGAACAAACUAUCUUAACCAGAAAGGAAUGGAAAGGAGUUUGCUGUAUUUAUAUAUCAUCUGAUUUAUGAAAUUAAAGUUCAUAUAUUUUUUUGUUCCUAUGUACAGAAUCUGUUUUUUCUCCAUAGUUAUGAGAGUACAUUUAGGGGAGCAUAGUUUUCUGAAGCAUAUUAAAUGAAAGUAUGAUGUAAAUCAAUAUAAUGUGCAAAACGCUGCUGUGUAAAAUAUUUUGGCUACACUAAAGCUGCACACACUCCUGAUCAGUCAUUGAAAGUCAUAGCCAAGGCUAGCCAUGAUUCACCAGUAAUCCAUUCUAAGCACUACACGUCAUGCCUAGUCUUGGUUCAGAUUGCUCAAAACACUUCAAGCCCUGGAUGUAAUAUAUCAAUAUUUCUCAUCUUUGGAAAACACUUUAAUCAUAGUUAUGAAUCAUGAGAAACAAUAUUUUAAGGUUAUAUAUAUAGGCAUGAAUAAUAUAACUGUAGUCAUUUGAAAUUAAAAAAACAUGUGUGGUAACUGAAUGCUUAUAAUGAAGUGCCACUGGUCAUUAUUACAUCUUUGGAUUGUUAGUUUGCCUUCAGCUUACUCCAGAUUGUGGAUAGUAUUGACAGUGUCCCCAAGACGAGCCUGAGUCAGUCACUUCAUGUCUGGUUCAUGGUAGUCCAGCCACAAAGGCACUAAGGCUUCAGCACGCUGGCCCUUCUUGUAGUGGCCACAGACAUAGUACAGCAUCCUGAAAGAGAAAAGUUUUAAGCUUUUGAGUAAUUGUGUAGUGGUCACAUGUUGGGUCACAGACUGGGCUCACCAUUGCUUUAGGGAUUCAUUGUUCAGAUGAAGGAAUGUCUCUUUCCCUCACCACAACCUGCAGAGGGCUGACUUCAUAGGCCCUUUGUAUCUUAAGUAGGAAGAAGACUCGUAAGAAUAUGUGAAUUAGCUGGGAUGUGGAUUUGUAAACAUUGUAUCAAUGUUGAAAAGUUAUAUCAGUAAUAACAAAGAAUGCAUGUGAAAUAAGUAUUUGAAGUUAUGUUAAAGUGACACAAAAGCAUUGUAUUGCCAGACAAUCUUGAGAGCUCAGUGUUUUGUUAUUGGCUUCUUGCUGUGAUUCUUGUCUUCUCACAUUAUGUUGAGACAGAACAAAAUUAAAUCAUUAAGAAAGUAUUAUGAUGACAUCACUGAAGUCAGUGUGGUAGUGAAGUGGUUAUAAGUGUCACUGGCUGGUGGGCAUGUGGCUCAUCUACUUGAGUUAAUCUGUGGUAAGAGCAGGUGCCCUUAAGCCAGCUCAGUUGCUCAUCCUCUUUUACAAGUCUUGCCUGUAAGUGUCAUGCAUAGUAUUUAGGGGAAGUAAAUAUGUGGCCUGUACUGCAGAGUGACCCUUUGUACAAGGACAUCCUCUGUGGCUGAGAGGUCGAGGGAACGGAGAUAAGCAUUGGAGCAAAGCACUGCUGCUCAUCCUGUGUUUGGUUACUGUAUUGAUACAGUAUUCAUUUGAUUCUUGUUGACUUUUUUAGUGUGUUUCAUGUGACAGGAGUUGGUACUUUCUACUGGCUCACAGUUGUCAAGAAUAGUGGUGGGGUAUCAGAACCACAGCUUUCUUAAUGUUGCAUUUCUUUCCGUUUUGCAUCACAAUACAUGCAAGCAGCUCAGUGGCUGCUGCUGCCAGGGAUAGUAUUGGAAUGUGAUGAACUCGGGAUUUCACUGUCUUGCAUGAUUUUUUUUUUUUUUUAAUUAAUAAAUUAUGUUAAUAGUUCAUGUACCAUAUGAUUUGUUGUACAUGGCAUAAGUUUACAUAAAUUCAUUGGUUAUAAUUUUUUUUGCAUCCAGUGUAAACAGGAUAGCAUAAGGGAGUUUGCUUGUCUCUGUGCCUUAACAAACACAGACCUAAGUUUAGAGGUACUGUGAUCUCCAGUUUUGUGAUACCUGAGUGAAGGUUGUGUUGUGAAGAACAAAUGGCUACUUUUAUCCAUAACAGUAUUUAGCUUCUACUGAGAGUUUCAAGAUGUGUAUAGAGUCUCACUUAUGAGUCAUGCCUGCAUAAAUAUUAUAAUGACCAUUUUUUAAUUUAUUGCAAUCUAAUCCCUAUAUAGUUUACCACUUUCAUUUAUAAGAAUAUAAUUUUGAAAUUGUUUCCACUCCUUCCUGCAUAUUGUUCCUUGUCCAUAUUUGCUAAUAAUUGUUUUAUACAUCUUUUCCACAAAUACGUCUUUACACCAGACAGAUGGGUCCCCAUAAAGCAAGGUGGCCCCGGGAAAAUCUCAUUGAAUGAAGAAGAAUACAGCCGAGUUAAUCCUUAAUAAUUUUGUCGUUUCUCUCCGUUAUCUCUUAUGAUGCACAUGAAAUGGGGAGGUAGUAUUCUUGCCUGCCUCUACCCUGUACGUUUAGUUUAGGCCUUGGGUCAGUUAUCUUUGUAAACCUUUGGUAGUAGUCAGAGGUUCCUUAUCCUUUCCAUCUAUUUUAGUACAUGUAGCACAUAAUGGUUAUUUAGUUCAUUACAGCUAUUUAGCAACCAUGUCUUGUCUGCCAGUACUUGUGGAGAUGCUAAUGUGUGAAAUGAGACAAUGGACACUUGUGACAUGGGUGAGCCACUGCUACCCAUUUUUGGAUGUGACUGUGGGCCAAGUCUAGUCUGAUAUCUGUCCUACAUGGCAUUACGUAAGAGACAAUUUUACAAGUACAGCACUCUUCUCUACAAAACUGACAUCUCUUAUUUUACUCUGUGCUGCAUUUGAGUGUACUUUUAUUAUCCUGUGUUCAUUGUAUUCCCAGUUUUAACUAAGUUAUUUAUUUAUUUAUUUUUUUUUAAUCAUUUUCAGUUUUCACUAGACUGUUCUCUGUUGUUUUAUCUUUGAAUAAAUCUAACCAUAUGAAAGUAAAUGGUAAAGUUAU